This is a messenger RNA of Otolemur garnettii (small-eared galago), 2126 nucleotides long. It is a transcript of the gene SESN3, whose product is annotated as sestrin 3. The coding region runs from base 355 to 1830 and encodes 491 amino acids. Lineage: Eukaryota; Metazoa; Chordata; Mammalia; Primates; Galagidae. Gene Ontology annotation, biological process: cellular response to L-leucine; positive regulation of macroautophagy; negative regulation of TORC1 signaling. The record is from RefSeq and is a predicted model, not a curated record. Gene Ontology annotation, cellular component: nucleus. Gene Ontology annotation, molecular function: oxidoreductase activity, acting on peroxide as acceptor; L-leucine binding. The transcript has 10 exons.
GAGGCGCUGCGGCGGCUGCGGCGGCGGCGGCAGCAUCGGUGGCGACUGCUCUUCCUAGCCUGGCGGGGGCGGGGGUCUGGAGGAUGGGGGCGGGAGGAACAACGGGCCGGUGAGGAGCAGCCGCCGCCGUCUCUGCCGUCGCUUGGGCAGCCGCCGCGGGGGUCGCUCCGGGCAGCGCCGAUCGCUCUCGGGCCGUGGCCUCUUCAUCCCCACAUCCCGCCCCAAAGAGGCUGAGGCUGAAUCGCGGCGGGCGACCGGGGGACAGUCCGGCUCGCGGCGGCGCUGCCGGCGGCAGUGACAGUACGGACCCGGCCCGCAGCCCGCUCUCGCCCUCGGCGCCGGCCCGCAGCCACGAUGAACCGGGGCGGCAGCAGCUCGUCGGCCGCCGCCAACUACCUGCUCUGUACCAACUGCCGGAAAGUGCUGCGGAAGGAUACCAGAAUCAGAGCUCAACCCUUGACAAGAGGACCAAGUGCCUUUAUUCCAGAGAAGGAAGUUGUCCAAGCCAAUACAGUGGAUGAACGCACUAACUUUCUUGUGGAGGAAUACUCCACGUCCGGGCGCCUAGACAACAUCACCCAGGUCAUGAGUCUGCACACGCAGUACCUGGAGUCCUUCCUGCGGAGCCAAUUCUACAUGCUGCGCAUGGACGGCCCCCUGCCUUUACCACACAGGCACUACAUUGCAGUCAUGGCUGCAGCUAGACAUCAGUGUUCUUAUUUAAUAAACAUGCACGUGGAUGAAUUUUUGAAGACUGGAGGUAUUCCUGAGUGGUUGAAUGGUUUGGAAUAUGUACCACAAAGACUGAAAAAUCUUAAUGAAAUAAAUAAGCUGCUAGCACAUCGGCCCUGGCUGAUCACAAAAGAGCACAUUCAGAAACUCGUCAAAACUGGAGAAAACAAUUGGUCUCUACCUGAACUGGUCCAUGCCGUGGUCCUACUGGCACAUUAUCAUGCUUUGGCAAGCUUUGUUUUUGGCAGUGGUAUCAAUCCAGAGAGGGAUCCAGAAAUCUCCAAUGGAUUCAGGCUAAUAUCAGUCAACAAUUUCUGUGUUUGUGAUCUUGCAAAUGAUAACAGCAUAGAGAACACAGCCCUUACAGGCAGCAACUAUGGGAUUGUGGAUUCUCUGAGCGAGCUAGAGGCCUUAAUGGAAAGGAUGAAAAGGCUUCAAGAAGAGAGGGAUGAUGAAGAGGCAUCUCAGGAAGAAAUGACCACGCGUUUUGAGAAGGAGAAGAAAGAAAGUCUUUUUGUGGUCGCUGGAGAUACGUUCCAUUCAUUUCCUCAUUCAGAUUUUGAAGAUGACAUGAUUAUAACAUCAGAUGUCUCUCGAUAUAUUGAAGACCCUGGUUUUGGAUAUGAAGACUUUGCUAGACGAGGAGAAGAGCAUUUGCCAACAUUCCGAGCUCAGGACUAUACCUGGGAAAAUCAUGGGUUCUCCUUGGUGAACAGACUUUAUUCUGACAUCGGGCAUCUUCUUGAUGAAAAGUUUCGGAUGGUCUACAAUCUCACGUAUAACACUAUGGCCACCCACGAGGAUGUUGACACGACCAUGCUGCGCAGAGCUUUAUUUAACUAUGUUCACUGUAUGUUUGGAAUCAGGUAUGACGACUAUGACUAUGGAGAAGUCAAUCAGUUACUUGAGCGAAGCCUGAAGGUUUACAUCAAGACGGUGGCCUGCUAUCCUGAGAGGACCACAAAGCGCAUGUAUGACAGUUACUGGCGGCAGUUCAAACACUCGGAAAAGGUUCAUGUAAAUCUCCUUUUAAUGGAAGCACGGAUGCAAGCUGAACUUCUAUACGCGCUUCGUGCCAUAACUCGGCAUUUGACCUGAAGCAUCACCCAAGGAAAAUGUCAUAUGUGUGUAAAGACCUUUUCACAUAAGAUAUACAUCAGAAGCUGUUUGUGAUAUAGCAUCAAAAAUUUUUCAAUUCUCUAGAGUCACAGUUUAGCCGUUUUUGUUUUGUUUUGUCUUUGCGGCUGUAAUGUGCAAUGCUGUGCUUUAUUUUUCUUGAUGCUCAACAUCACUAACAACUGCAGAAUAACACUGAGGAGCACUACUCUGCAUUGUUUAUAGUUGGAGUUUUGGAUACUGACCAUAAAUCAUGGACUUGGUUUGUUAAUGCUUAA